Messenger RNA from Ipomoea triloba (trilobed morning glory), 1726 nucleotides. RefSeq names its product histidine decarboxylase-like. The record is from RefSeq and is a predicted model, not a curated record. The transcript is spliced from 5 exons. The coding region runs from base 139 to 1545 and encodes 468 amino acids. Gene Ontology annotation, molecular function: carboxy-lyase activity; pyridoxal phosphate binding. NCBI's taxonomy places the organism in Eukaryota, Viridiplantae, Streptophyta, Magnoliopsida, Solanales, Convolvulaceae. Gene Ontology annotation, biological process: carboxylic acid metabolic process.
ACCUGAAAGAAGAUCGUCGGAGAGCCUUCCAGCUAGCACCUCACCGGCCACCACCUACCUUCACGUCCGGUUUUCGGUUGCUAAAGAACAAAAACAAAAAGGAUUAUUGUUGUUCUUACAAGUGUCUCUAAGAAUAGAAUGGGUACCCUUGCAUUUGAUGAGGAUUUCAUGCCAAUGGGUGUUGCCGCACCGGAAGCUCUGCUCCCAUUCUUUGUGCACAAUGGGAGUUUCAAGAAUGGAGAUUUCUUGGAGAACAAGAAAAUGAAAAUGGCUGCUCCGCCGCCGGCGAGGAAGAACAUGCAUAUCACGGUGACGGAGCCGCGGUCCAAAGACGACGAGGCUCGCCUGAAAUGCAUUCUGGGAAAAUAUCUCGACACCAUUUCUCAGCGAAUUAAUUACCACAUAGGCUACCCGGUGAACAUAGUGUAUGAUCACUAUGCAACUUUGGCACCAUUAAUGCGUUACCAUUUGAACAACUGUGGUGAUCCAUUCAUGGAGAACACUGUGGAUUUCCAUUCCAAAGAUUUUGAAGUUGGGGUUUUGGAUUGGUUUGCUGAGCUAUGGGAGAUUGAGAAGGAUGACUAUUGGGGUUACAUUACAAAUGGUGGCACCGAAGGCAAUCUUCACGGGAUUUUGUUAGGGAGAGAGGUACAUCCCGAGGGAAUACUCUAUGCAUCUAAGGAAUCACACUACUCGGUGUUCAAGGCUGCAAGGAUGUAUAGAAUGGAAGUGGAAGGAAUCAACACAAUGAUCAAUGGAGAAAUGGACUAUGAUGAUUUGAGAUCAAAGUUGCUUCUCAACAAGGGCAAACCCGCCAUCAUCAAUGUCACUAUUGGAACAACCUUCAAAGGGGGCAUGGAUAACCUAGAUGUGAUCAUAAAAACACUGGAAGAAUGUGGGUAUUCGCAGGAUGAAUUCUACAUCCACUGCGACGCAGCGCUGUCGGGUCUCAUCGUCCCAUUCCUCAAAAACGUGCCCAAAAUCAGCUUCAAGAAGCCAAUCGGAAGCGUCACAAUCUCCGGCCACAAGUUCCUAGGAUGUCCCAUGCCAUGCGGCAUCCAAAUGACCAGAAAAUCCCUCAUCCACAACAUCUCCCGGAACGUCGAGUACAUCGCCUCCGUCGACGCCACCAUCUCCGGCAGCCGCAACGGCCUCACCCCCAUCUUCCUCUGGUACAGCCUCAGCACCAAGGGCCGCGCCGGCCUCCGGAAAGACGCCGAGCGCUGCGUGGAAACCGCCAAGCACCUCCGCGACCGCCUCCAGGCUGCCGGCGUCAGCGCCAUGGUCAACGACAACGGCAUCACCGUCGUGUUCGAGCGGCCGCCUGACCGCGAGUUCAUCCGCCGCUGGCAGCUCUCCUGCGUCAGGGACAUGGCCCACGUCAUCGUCAUGCCUGGCGUCGCCACAGAGGCUAUCGAUAACUUUUUCAAUGACCUGGUACAUGAGAGGGCUAACUGGUAUCGAGAAGAGUGGGGCCGUCAACCUCCCUGCCUGGAGGAUGAUCUUGGCUCACAUAAUUGUUACUGUCCCCUUCACAAAGUUUGAUUUUUUGUUUCGUUUUGUUUUGUUUUGUUUUUACUUCUUUUAACCUAUAAAAAGUGUAAUGUGAUUCAACAGGGGACCAAAAAUAAUCUUUCAUUCUAUGAUUCAUCAUACAAAAGUUGUAUCCUAAUUACCCUUGUCAAAUGUGGUGGAGUCAAGUUUUGAAUAUUAAUGGUCUUUUAUG